Ectocarpus sp. CCAP 1310/34 is the source of this 495-nucleotide messenger RNA. Lineage: Eukaryota; Phaeophyceae; Ectocarpales; Ectocarpaceae. The record is from the annotation of a GenBank genome assembly.
AUGGCUACCCGUCAGAGCGUGAGGUCCGUCACCCACACGGAAAAGGGCUUGGCCCUAGAGGCUUCCCGCAAGGCGGCGGCGCGUAGGGACGCAGAAGACUCCGAGCGCCCGUCCUUCAGGGCGGCAGGCGAUGGGCACGCGCAAAAGGUGGCGAGGUUUGGUGGAGAAGAGACCCCGGUGCAGCAUGAAGAGAAACUCGGGGAAGUGGAACACGGGACAGGACCUGAUGCUGCUUACUUCCGACUCAAGACCUGGCGAGUGGCCGGCGUGACCGGCACAGUUGAAGACAGAUGGGGAUUGGUCUACGCAGAGUUGAACUCGGAGCCGCAAGUGAGAGCUUUGGGGGACAAGCCUUUAAAGAAUUUGGUGUCGCGCUUCAACCAACUUGUUCGCGUCCAAACCGCCAAGAACAAUGACGCCGCACGAGCAUCGGGAGUAGGGAAUACCUCCGGCGACGACCUCGACGGAGAAGAAGCCAAGCUAGUGAGAAGCUAA